This is a messenger RNA of Cricetulus griseus (Chinese hamster), 3069 nucleotides long. NCBI's taxonomy places the organism in Eukaryota, Metazoa, Chordata, Mammalia, Rodentia, Cricetidae. The record is from RefSeq and is a predicted model, not a curated record.
GUCCCGCCCGUGGGGGCGGAGAGGGAGCCUGGGCACCGGGCAGCUCGGCUCGGCUGGUUCCGGGUUGAGAGGCUGCGCUGGACCGAAGCUGUGGCCGCUGAGCUGGUUCGGAAUUCCCCAUCCCCAGCUCGCCCCGCUCUCAGAGCUGCCCGGGUCCCAGGAUUCCAGCCCCACCGUGGCCUCCGUCCCCCUUCGGGAUCUCCUCCUCGCAGCACCUAUCCCUUGGGACUGUCUGGUCCUCUAGACCCUCCUCCCCUGGAGCCCCUUCCUUGGGACGCCCUCGGCCUCUCUCCUCCAGCGCCCAUCGCUGGUGGCCACCUAGUACCUCGAAAAGGGAACUGAAGGAGCAGCUUCAAGCCCUUCAGGACAGCGAGCGUGAGCACACAGAGGCGCUGCAGCUACUUAAGCGACAGCUGGCAGAGACUAAGUCCUCUACCAAGAGCCUGCGGACCACCAUCGGGGAGGCCUUUGAGCGGUUGCACAGGCUACUGCGUGAGCGCCAGAAAGCCAUGCUGGAGGAGCUGGAGGCUGACACCGCCCGCACGCUGACUGACAUUGAGCAGAAGGUCCAGCGCUACAGCCAGCAGCUGCGCAAGGUGCAAGAGGGUGCCCAGAUCCUGCAAGAGCGGCUGGCUGAGACUGACCGGCACACCUUCCUUGCUGGAGUGGCCUCCCUGUCUGAGAGGCUCAAGGGGAAGAUCCAUGAGACCAACCUGACAUAUGAAGACUUCCCAACCUCCAAGUACACGGGCCCCCUGCAGUACACCAUCUGGAAGUCUCUUUUCCAAGACAUCCACCCAGUGCCAGCUGCCCUGACCCUGGACCCAGGCACUGCCCACCAGCGCCUGAUCCUGUCGGAUGACUGCACCAUCGUGGCCUACGGGAACCUGCACCCACAACCGCUCCAGGACUCACCCAAACGCUUUGAUGUGGAGGUGUCGGUGCUGGGCUCCGAAGCCUUCAGUAGCGGUGUCCACUACUGGGAGGUGGUGGUGGCAGAGAAGACCCAGUGGGUGAUUGGGUUGGCCCACGAGGCUGCCAGCCGCAAGGGCAGCAUCCAGAUCCAGCCUAGUCGUGGCUUCUACUGCAUUGUUAUGCAUGAUGGCAACCAGUACAGCGCAUGCACAGAGCCCUGGACACGGCUCAAUGUCCGUGACAAGCUUGACAAGGUGGGUGUCUUCCUGGACUAUGACCAGGGCCUCCUCAUCUUUUACAAUGCCGACGACAUGUCCUGGCUCUACACCUUCCGAGAGAAGUUCCCUGGCAAGCUCUGCUCCUACUUCAGCCCUGGCCAAAGCCAUGCCAAUGGCAAGAAUGUCCAACCACUGAGGAUCAACACUGUCCGCAUCUAGUCCGGGCUGAGGGAGACCAAAGCCUCCUAGGGCUGUGACCACCAGCAAGAGCCUGGCCCAGCAGAUGGGGGCCUGGACUACUCGGGCCCACCGUGGCCACCCUGAGACCUCAGGCCAGUGGUUUAUUCCCCGGCUUCCUCUGCCCUGCCUGUGAUCUGGAGACUGUGCUCCAUGGUUGAUGUCCUGUAGCCCUGAUCUUGAUGGGAUGUGGCAUAGCUUCUCCCCAGGGCAGUGCUUGCCCAACCCCUCAUCCCUAUUCUCCCUGGGACAAGAAAUCUCUCUCCUUCUGCCCAGGUGGCCUAGCCUCAAGACAGAGCAGAUGUGAUCAAUAGCUAGCAGCCCAAAAGAUAUACAGAAUUGUCUUAUGCUCAUGGCCUAAGAUUGACUCGCCCCUGACCAAGAGAGUAAUGGGCUGUUUUACUCUUGACCCAAGUCCACAGGAGACCCAGGUGGAAGCUGGUCCUAAGGUUGUCUGAGGGUCACCCUCUCCUGCCACCCCUGCACCAACCUGAGAACUGUGAGUUUCUUCCUCUCCCACUAAUCUGCAAGUCAGAGGUGAUGCUGUGGCCUGUGACAGGCAGUCCACAUGGUACAGUCACGCCACUGUCUUCCAGUCCAUGGUCUCUGUGGCAGGGUGAGGUAUAAGGGCCCCAGAACUAAUGCAGAGCACUGUCAAGACAAAGCAUCAAUGGACAAUCCAAGUCCCCAGAAGCUCUAGGGAGAGAGGUCCAGCCAGCUCUCAUCAGCCAGGCCUCUGUGACCUGCUGUGGGCACAGAGAGGGUGCUGGUAGCAGUUCUUGUCAUCAGGUCCUGACCCGCACGCAGGAGGGCUGUGGUGGGUACCACCUUGGACUUAGCAUCUGCCUCCCAUCAGGCUUCAUCAGACAAGAAUUUACAAUCUUCUCCCGGGUGGCUUGUAAGAUCACUGGAAGGGUUAGAGGAGGAGAGCCUUGCUGAGUUUCCAGGAACAACUCCAAGCAGCUACAGUGAUCAUGUCUUAUGACCAGGAAAGCUAUUUCCACUUGCCUCAGGAGCUGCUCACUGCCGCCAUCCAUGCCAGCAAGUGAUUGUCCAAGCCUGCCACUCUCUCUCUCUCUCAACUCAGGUCCCAAAUCUGCAUCUUUCAGAUAGCUUCUUGUUGUGGAAACUUGAGUCAGAAUCCAGACUUUUGACAGCAAAGAAGUCUGGGAAAUGUAGUUUUUCUCUUCCAGCCUCAGCCACACAGAAAGUUAGCAUGGAGGUGGAGCAGGCCCAUCCACAAUUUCCUUGCCACAGCAUCCGACUGUGAAGAACUCAGGAGAAAUCCAUGGAUCCACCUCAAGGCCUUGACUUUGAAGCAGAGCUGCUAAAGAUGUCCUGUUCCAUGGCUCUGUCCCUGCCUGUCCCUGCCCAGAGGCAACGCUCUCAGGAGUAGAUAGUUAAGAAGAAGUACAACCAAAAUGGCUCCCCAGCCUCACUGUAGUCCUGUAUUUGGCUCCAAUCCUGUAUUUGGGAUUCGGUGAGCAUGCCCAUCUCCAAGGAGCCAGAAUGGAUGGGCCUGAGGGGCUCCCACUUACUACUGCAGUGCACUAGGGCCUCCCUGAGCAAGAGGAAUCCUGAGCCCUAUUCGUGCCCUCAACUCCCAGACUCCGGGCUACUCCUGACAGUAUUUUUAUUUAAAACAUUGCCCUUUUGUGCAUUAUGAUCCAUUUGUAUUAAAUUAAAGUUACAGGACACA